UCAGCCAAGCAAUGAGUUUGCUCCCCGUUAUAUGGAGGAGAGCAAAAGAAAACUGUUUUGAACCGGGUGUUAUUCCCUUCCAACAGUUUGCCUUCCAAGAGUCUCAAUUUCUAAGCAUUUAGCGUCCCUUCCGCUUACAAGGAACCGUUUCACUUCUCCAAACAGAAUGCCAGGGCAGCAGCUGCAGGCGGCACCCACCCGAGCAGGUCCGUCCCCCGGGCAGCCCCCUCUUCAGAGAGGACAAAUCCCGGACUCGGACACGCUGGGGAGCAGCUCCGAGCCCCUCCGGACACCUGCUGAGCGCGGGUGGGAGCAGAGCCGGGCCCGGGCUGGCUGGCAUUCCGGAGGCCGAGCUCGGCGCCGACUCCCUGCGGCUGUCCCUCCCGCAAGGCCAGGGCGGCCGGGCACGCCUGCACCGGCUCCCGCGGGGCAUCUCUCCACCUCCGCUGCACGGAGAAGCGCCGGGGUCGGCCACCGCUGUUUCUGCUCUGACGCCGAGUGUCACGGAUGAACGUCGGCCCGGCCUCUGCGCGCUGCCGGCAACCCCGGCGGGGCGGGGCGGGGCGGGGCCGGUCGGAGCGGAGCCCCCGCCCCCCGGCCCGGCCCGGCCCGGCCCAGCGGCCGCCGCUCCCCGCCGCUUCCUCCCGUCGGCCCCCGCCACGUGACCCAGCCCCGACCCGGCGCCCCUCGCCCGAACCCAAAAUGGCCGCCGGAGAGCCCCUUCCCAGAUUGGGCAUCGUGCCCGCCUCCAAGAUGGUCGUCAAUGGACUCCAGUCGGAGACAUCCUAGCGGAUAACAUAAUCCAUGGAUAAAGUGGGAAAGAUGUGGAACAAUUUCAAAUACAGGUGCCAGAAUCUCUUCAGUCACGAGGGUGGAAGCCAAAAUGAAAACGUACUUGUGAACUCCAGUAGUUGCUCAUCUGCUAAAGAGAAAGCUGUUCAGGUAACUGAUUUGGCUCAGCAACAACCCACCAGCCCUUUGAGAGAAAACAUUGCUUUGCAAUUAGGUUUAAGUCCUUCAAAGAAUUCGGCAAGACGGAACCAAAACUGUGUCACAGAGAUUCCUCAAAUUGUUGAAAUCAGCAUUGAGAAAGAGAAUGACUCGUGUGUGGCGGCGGGAGCUAGGCUUGCUCGAAGGGACUCUUAUUCUCGGCAUGCUCCGUGGGGUGGGAAGAAGAAGCAUUCCUGCUCUACCAAAACCCAGAGCUCCUUGGAUACUGAAAAAAGAUUUGGUAGAACGAGAAGUGGUUUGCAGAGGAGGGAGAGAAGGUACGGGGUGAGCUCUGUCCAUGAUAUGGAUACAGUAUCUAACAGGACGGUAGGUAGCCGUUCUCUGCGACAGCGUCUACAAGAUACUGUCGGGCUGUGUUUUCCUAUGAGAACUUACAACAAACAGUCCAAACCUCUGUUUUCUAACAAAAGAAAGAUCCAUCUCUCUGAACUAAUGCUUGAGAAAUGCCCUUUUCCUGCAGGCUCAGAUCUGGCUCAGAAGUGGCAUCUGAUUAAACAGCACACGGCACCUGUGAGUCCUCAUUCAACUUUUUUUGACACAUUUGAUCCUUCCUUGGUUUCCACAGAAGAUGAAGAGGACAGGCUUAGAGAGAGACGCAGACUUAGUAUUGAAGAAGGGGUUGAUCCCCCUCCCAAUGCCCAAAUACAUACUUUUGAAGCUACAGCACAGGUUAAUCCAUUGUAUAAACUGGGACCAAAGUUAGCCCCUGGUAUGACUGAGCUGACCGGGGACAAAAACCUCACACCUCCAGGAAACUGUGACUCUGAAGAGGACACGACGACGCUUUGUCUGCAGUCGCGCAGGCAGAAGCAACGUCAGAUGUCUGGAGAGAGCCACGGCCAUAUCGGCAGGCAGGGGGCUUGGAAAGUGCACACUCAGAUCGAUUACAUCCACUGCCUGGUGCCAGACUUGCUCCAGAUCACAGGUAACCCCUGUUACUGGGGGGUGAUGGACCGCUACGAAGCCGAGGCGCUUCUGGAGGGUAAACCCGAAGGCACUUUUUUGCUCAGGGAUUCUGCGCAGGAGGACUACCUCUUCUCUGUGAGCUUCCGUCGUUACAACCGCUCGCUACACGCACGCAUUGAGCAGUGGAAUCACAACUUCAGUUUCGAUGCCCACGAUCCCUGUGUGUUUCACUCCUCCACUGUCACGGGGCUUCUGGAACACUACAAAGACCCCAGCUCUUGCAUGUUCUUUGAACCAUUGCUGACUGUGUCUCUGAACAGGACUUUCCCCUUCAGCCUGCAGUAUAUCUGCCGGGCAGUCAUCUGCAGGUGCACUACGUAUGAUGGAAUCGAUGACCUUCCUCUACCCUCAAUGUUGCAAGACUUUCUAAAGGAGUAUCACUAUAAACAAAAAGUCAGGGUGCGAUGGCUGGAGCGGGAACCUAUAAAAACAAAGUAAACGCAAAUCAGAAUAAGCUUAUAGAAUAUGCUUUUGUGUGUGUGUGUGUUACAGUUUAACUGCAGCGAGCGCACCACCGAUGUCUGGCUUUUCUGCAAUAUCCUAUUUAAGCUGAGUGUUAGUAUCCUGUCAGAUGCUGCCUGCUGUAAAUCAAACUAAGUUGUGAUGCCUCUCGGAAACAUUAAGCAGACACAAUUCUGCACGUUUUUCAUUAAGGCCUAAUGAAAAUAUUUUUGCUAAUUUCUAAAUAUUUUGUUUCCCUUUUAUAGCUGUAGUAAUUGGAUGAAGAAACUAUGAGGCAUUUUCCAUGGGGCAUUCGUGAAAUGCUAAUAAAGAAAGGCUUUAUUAGAGGAGCCUUUUUGCUGAUAUUUGAAGUAUUUUUUUUAAUUAUCUUCUUGAAAACUUUCCACUAAUCAAAUUACUGAUUUAGCUCACAAAUGAGUUUCCAAAUACUAGUGAAGAAGGCUAUUUUCUUUUAAUGAAGAGAAGUUCAUUAGAAGUGCAGUCCAUUAAGAGUUAAUGGUGUUUUGAUGUUAACAGAUGAAUUGUGCUUUUCUCAGUGUAUAAUGUUUCCUAAUCAUUAAGACUUGAAUAUACCUGCUCAGUACUGUAAUUCUAUUUUAAACACCUGCAGAUUUAAGUGGCAUUGUUAGCAAAAGUAAUACUGUCUUGGACAAUGAAUUAGGGAUUUCAGUGGCAGGGUGCAGGAUUAGACUAUUGCCAUGAAACAAAAGGUUGCUUUUCUCCUAACCCAGGAUUUGGUGGCCUGACUGCUAGUAACUUACAAUGGAAAGUAACAGUGAAACAAAAAAGUUUCAUUAUUUUAAUUAUUUAAAGUCCUCUGAUAUUUUUAUGGAUAAAAUUACAAGUGGUUUAAUUAUAAUCAGAAUACAAAAUCUGGCAUAUCUGAAAUAAAUGUCAGGUUUCAAAGGUACUGUUAGACAUUAUUUGUAAAUAUCUUUCCAUUUGCGCUUUUAAAAAUGUUUUAAAGUAAUAUGCACUGAUAAUAGUUUCAACAGAUUACUUAGAAACAAGAUUCUAAGUUCUGUUUGCUUAUUGAAUCGGAGAUGGAACUUAAAAUAGUUCUGUCUUAGGCAUUUUUGCACUAAAUUUUGUUGGAAUGCCCUGACCCCUGUUUAAUGUUUUGUACCAAUUAUGAGUGCUCCCUAGUUUCUUUACCAGCUGCUACAGUAUGUUAUUACUUACUUCUCUAUGGCAGUGACCUGUGCGAGGUAGGGAACAUUUUGGCUGCAAGUACAAUAAACGUUAUUCUUGUAUGCUACACUAACCCUUCAAUUGAUGUAUUUUUCUGCUUGCUGUGCCUUGUUCUGGCUUUUUGUGCUAAUAAAGUACAGUAUGUUCAGUGUUAUACUUGUAUAUCUGCUCUGUUUUUAUAUAUUCCCGUAACUUGUAGCAGUUAACUGAAUUUUUUAAUAGGCUUUUCUUAGUACUUAGCAUAGGUAAUGCACAAAUACUGCGCAGCUGAGUAUUGGUUGGUCAGCACACCAUAUUCCUGGUUUUUGUUACAUGCUUAUCAAGACCCUAACGGUAUGUGCACCAUUGAGUAAUGUUUCUGUAGUCACUGCAAAGUAAUGGACUUGUCUGCAGGCAUAGAGCAUUUUACAGUUUUUGUAACAUUAAGGACAACUUUUAAGCAGAAAAUACUCUAAAACUUUAUUGAUCCCCUGUAAUGGUUGCUGAAGGUGUUUCAGCUUGUUAUAUAGCCAGCUGCUAAGCUUAAUGUUUUGAUACUCCCCACUGAGUAAGGAAUGGUGAUUCCUGUAAGUUGACAGUACAGCAGUGGCAUUUGUUCACUUUUAGACUAUUUUAAUAAAUAGAUGUACAUGCAAACUGGCCAAAUGUCCUGUUUUACCAAAGAAUACUGUCAGAUUAUGUUGGGUUACUUUUUUAGUGGAAGAAACGUAGAGCGGAGAGGUGCAGUUUCUGUUCUAUCAAAUAUUUAUCCCAAGCUAUGAUAAACCAAAGUGUUUGACAAUUUCAUCUGAACUUAAGUAAUGUAUAUGUUUAUGUUGAUAGAGCUUAAAACUUUUCCAUCAGUGGUGUCAUAGUUUUUCUUGAACUCGCAGUGCACCUGAAGGGAAUGAUUUUAAUAAUUUUGUAAUGACUGGAACAGCACUACAGGGAAGCUCGUACUGCAAGGAGUUAAUCUGAAGCACCCAGAAAGCACUUUAAAACAUGUGUUUAUAUGCUUGUGGAAAAUUUGUGAUCCUGUUAUGCAGUCUUUGUAGUAACUUAUCUUCUUUCAUGUGUUAUAAGACUUCAACUGUUAAAAUGGAACUUUGUUCAGAAUAUGUAAAUACUAAGUUUAUGUAAGUAUGUGUACAAAUGUGCUAAUGGUCACCUAAGUUUUGAAUUGUAUAUGUCAUUGGAUAUGCAACUCCUGGGUUAAAAUCUGCUCUAAGCAUAAAAAGAGGAAAAAAAAAUAGUCACCAGCAUGAAAUUGCACCUAAGUGUACCUUCACUGUGUCGUUCUCACUGUUCCCUCAAUUGGAUCUGAAUUCCAGAUGCGUUUACUUUAAAUCUUGCUUUCAAUAUUAGUAUCAUAGAGUCAACUUACAGCCAAGCUUUGUCCCAAGGUAGGGACCUAUUUUUUGUUUACACCCAUUGCAGUUGCUUGUCAUAAACUAACUGAUGAGAUUCUAGCUGUGACAUUAUCAAUGUGGUCAGGAAUACACAUUCAUUUAAUUUUUUAUCAUGUGGUGGAAUCUUUGGAAAAAAAAUAAAAACCCCAAACCCUGAUCUCAGAAAGUUUGCUCUUGCAUUUGUGUAAAUUGUCUUUAUGGGGAAGAUUUAUUGCUCCCUUAAAACACACAAAAAAGGAUUAUCUAUUUCUCUAUGACUUUUUUCAAGCUUUGCUUCACUGAAAUAUACAGACUAACUUGCUAGUGUGGUUAUGCUAAACAUAAUCACUUUUUAAAUUAUAGUAAACUUGAGCACUGACUACUCAAGUUGAAGUGCUUCUUAAUACAUUUAUUUUCAGUUCUAAAGGCACUAAAACGUUGGCAUGUUAACACUGUGAGUAGUUGAUUCCUUGCUUCUGUUUGAGGAGUGUGCUUUAACAUUCUGAUUUUGUUGGAAAAGUCUUAUAUGUGUCUUCAAAAGAUUUGCACAAGACACUGAUUUAUGUUUUUAACGACAGGAUUCAAAGUUAUCAGGUAUGCUGAUAUAAUUCCAAUCUAAGUUGGUUGCAUGACAGAUAAGCAUUGAGCCUCAAUCUUGUAAAGUGUUCUUUCGAGGUGAUUCUCAUUCCUGCAGAAAGGGCUAUAGAAAGGGCUUAUGCGGUGGGAUUAUUUUGCAAAAAAAAAAUCUUACAAUAGAUCUUUGACCCUAUUUGAAAAGAACAGGGUGGUGGUGCUAUGUGAGAAUCAAAAUCUUUGAAUAUUUAGCACAACUUUGUGGCUUUGUUGUGCGUAAAUACACAAUAGAAAGCAACAGUUCUGCUUUACAAAGAUAUAUGGAAACUACAAACUUUAAUUUCCAUCAGAUUUUUUCUAACAUUGGAAAAAUCACUGUGUAAGUAGAACAGUGUCACUAAUUAAGUGAGAGAUAGUGGAUGGAGGUUUUUUACUCUUAACUGGGUCGUCAUAGAACAGAAUUACAAUUAAAAACAUUAGGGCAUUAAAUCCAAAACUUUUAGAAAUCUAUGUCCGCAUGGAAAUGAAGUAAACUAUCUAUAAUACGUUUUGGCUGUAUAAGUGUCUAUGGGCUGGGGUUUUUUACCAGUUUUAAAGACAUAAUUCUUCUGAAAAUACUCUUAAGGACAUGGAGACACGUAUCCACAUAAUUUGCGUGUCAGAAUGAGACUUCUCUUAAGAAAAUAAGUUACAGAGCCAUGGUUUGCAUUUAUGUACUUCAAACUUCAUAUGUAUUUGAAAACUUCUUGCUUACAAAACAAGAGUCUUUGAAUUGGAAGCGGACAAUCUCAGAAAGGUCUGUGUAUCCACAGUGUUUGAUAAGAUGAAUUCAGGCCUUUGCUCAACGUCAUCUUGGCAGUUACCCACAUCCUUAAGUCCAUAUUUGACUCUAAGGCUCUGCACUAUUUAGAAACAAGCAAAGAUUCUGAAUUUCUGUGCUACAAAACCAGUUUGCUUUAGUUUCUCUGUGCAAGCCAAAAUACUUGCAGAAUGCUUUAAAGCUUGUCUCUGCUGCAAAGUUGCAUGUAAGACUGAAACUGUCAAGGUGGGAGUUGCUGAGUACCAGAGAGAUGAAUUUGCAGGGACCGUGGUUCUUUCUCUUUUUUUCUUUGUUUUUUUCCCAAACCUACCUUGAAAUGCAAUAUUGAAUGGAAAAACAUGAACUGAAUCUUCUGUGAUUCUUUCUAAAAGAACAAUAUUUGUCUCAUUUUAAACCCAUUCAUGCUUAAAGUUAUGGAAGUGCUUAUUGAGUCCACUUUUUCCAAAAGUGCUGUUGUGAAAUGAUCAUGUAUGUGCCAAACCCUCUUCUGCAAGAGUCUACGUAGCCCAUAUGUGUGUGUGUAUUUAUAUAUACAUGUUAAUAAGAUGCCUCCAAGCAUGUGUGCAUUAAUGGCCUGUUUUGAAGCUACCUGAAGUACACCAAUAUGGUGGAGCGUUAAUAUAUUGCAAUUCUAAACAUUCUCUAACUUUCUGUCUGUGCAUGGCAUGCAUUGCAAAUAAAAGGACUAUUUUAUUUGUAUCUUCAGCUGUAUUUACAUAUUAUAGCCAGCUGAUUGGUAUGUGUUUUCCUGCUAUUGCUGCGCUCGCCUAAACAGUUGUGUCCUGGACUGUUACUGAAGGAGAUUUUCUUUUGUUCAGAAUUGCUUUAAAAAAAAAUCUUACAAUAGACAGAAAUCAAAUCAGUUGACUUCUAAAGUGUUAACUCUUAGCAUGGUGUGACACUGCUUAUUGCUCUCCCUUUUUACAAUAUUGAUGUAUAAAGAAUCAUUUAGCUUGACCAUGGGUUGCGUCUACCAAAUGCACUUGACUUAAAGUCCGAAUUUUAAGCUUUUUCAAAAUGUAUUUUUAAUUAAAAAUGUUACUGAUGAGGGCUUUGAAAGAAAAAGGUUUGGUAUUUUCACUGCACUAUGUAUACAGUAAAUGUCUUGCAGUGAGGUAAGGAUAUAUCCAAUAUGCUUUUUAAGAAGUUUUCCUCUUCUCACUGUGUCUUAAAUGUAGGCUCUUUAAAAGAAAAAACCCACCUGUUAAUGACUUUAACCUUACAAUCAUUUAAAGACUGAAAAGAAAUCUGAUGCUUUUACUUCGCUUGCAUGUUGCCAUACUGAUUUAGUAGUGGCUGUUUCAAGAAGCAAAUCUUAAAUCUGUUAUUUCAAUGAAGCAUUGCCAUUUUUAAAUAAAAUAUUCCAUUUACAAAAAUUGUGUAUCAAUAGGGUGUUAACCUGAUAACCGUCUUCAAUUCUAUUGUUAUCAAGGUAACUGUGGUGUAUAUGCUUUCUAAGCUGAAUAAAUGUUCACUUUGUAAAUUUGCAUUAAAGCUACAGCUGUUAUCAGCUUGGUUUCUUAGGGCCAACACAAUCUAUUUAUGAGCUGAAGCUCCUGGUGCUUGACCCUUUUUUUUUUCCUGUCUUCAGUAGAAAAAAAAACCAACCAAACAAAACUAUGUGUAUGUGUGAUGUAGCAAAUGUGGCAAGUUUCCUUGUUAAGCACACAGCUGCACUGACAAGCAGAAAUAUAUCACAACUUGCUUGUCUGGAGCAAAGCAACCUCUCUGAUUUCUCCGCAGGAGUUGUAACUUGGUGGCACGUUGGCGAAGAGGAAGCAGAAUUAGGUUUUAUUCUUCUCUGAGCAGCUGUAAAAUUGAACAUGCUGUGUGCCUCCUGUGUGAUAAGGUAAAUUAACUUUUUAGAGCCCUGAGAAUUUUAAUAGCUUUUGGGAGAUACAGAAGUACUUGGCUGCUUUGUCACUUCUUGCUUUCAUACUUGUAGUUCUAUAAAAGCAUGAAGAGAUAUCUCUGUUAAAAUUGAAUCUAUGUAGUCAUCAACUGUAUAAGCACUACCUUGUAAUGUCUUUACAGAGAUAGCAGAUUCCUACACGAUUAUAUUUAAACUGUUUGGGGAAAAUGAAUAAUGACACUGUGGGCACAAAUUAAUUCAGAUUGCACUAUAAACUUUCUUACCAGAAGCCUUCAUUCUUAUGAAAAACUAUGCGAUCCCUGCACAAAAGAAAAAACAAACCACAACAAGCUGUAGAUUUGGUGCUGUGCUCUUUGGGAGGUGUCCAAGAAAGCAGCACCCAGACUGUCCCUGGACCUUUUCCCGACAUUCCAGUUGAGGGGCGCUGGCAGGCCCGCCGGGCACUCGAGGAGUUGGCUGGCAAGGGAGCCGAGACCGGCGCCUUGUGUAACUGCGCUGGCUUGGGUCUCCUUGGCUUUAGAUGGCUUUUAACCUGCUGCAGCUUCAAUGUUUCUCCAGCCCCUGCCUGAUUUGUCUUUGUUAUCUGGUUGCCAAACUGUCUUGCAUCUUAAUAUAGUAAGAAAAUGAUGUGAUUUAUGGCUACCCAGCCAGUGUAUUAAGUAAUUAGGCGGCUCUGUCUUAAUAAAAGGGGUAUAAACUAC
This is a messenger RNA of Columba livia (rock pigeon), 8964 nucleotides long. RefSeq names its product suppressor of cytokine signaling 5 (gene SOCS5). Gene Ontology annotation, cellular component: phosphatidylinositol 3-kinase complex. The record is from RefSeq and is a predicted model, not a curated record. Gene Ontology annotation, molecular function: 1-phosphatidylinositol-3-kinase regulator activity. The coding region runs from base 805 to 2415 and encodes 536 amino acids. Gene Ontology annotation, biological process: positive regulation of proteasomal ubiquitin-dependent protein catabolic process; phosphatidylinositol phosphate biosynthetic process; epidermal growth factor receptor signaling pathway. The transcript is spliced from 2 exons. Lineage: Eukaryota; Metazoa; Chordata; Aves; Columbiformes; Columbidae.